This is a messenger RNA of Brassica oleracea var. oleracea, 826 nucleotides long. RefSeq names its product probable phospholipid hydroperoxide glutathione peroxidase 6, mitochondrial. Gene Ontology annotation, molecular function: glutathione peroxidase activity. Gene Ontology annotation, cellular component: cytosol. NCBI's taxonomy places the organism in Eukaryota, Viridiplantae, Streptophyta, Magnoliopsida, Brassicales, Brassicaceae. Bases 157 to 672 code for a protein of 171 amino acids. Gene Ontology annotation, biological process: response to oxidative stress. The record is from RefSeq and is a predicted model, not a curated record. The transcript is spliced from 6 exons.
AAAAAUAAAUAUAUAAUUUUACGAGAAAAGAAUGUGCUAGCUAUAUAAGUAAGAAUCAAUCAUCGAUCGAUAUCUCUGAUUUCAUUGAAACUCGAUUCUUUUUCAGCUCUCAUCAACGAAUCGAAUUCCUUCGCUUCCAUUAACUAAAAUUUCGAGAUGGCGGCUGCUACUUCCUCCUCCCCAAAAUCCGUCCAUGAUUUCACAGUCAAGGACGCGAAGGGAAACGAAGUGGAUCUAAGCAUCUACAAGGGGAAGGUUCUGUUGAUUGUCAACGUUGCUUCUCAGUGUGGCUUGACCAAUUCGAACUAUACUGAGCUUGCGCAGCUCUAUCACAAGUACAAAGAUCAUGGGUUUGAGAUCCUUGCGUUCCCUUGUAACCAGUUCGGGAAUCAAGAACCUGGUUCUAAUGAAGAGAUUGUUCAGUUUGCUUGUACCCGUUUUAAGGCUGAGUACCCCAUUUUCGACAAGGUUGAUGUGAACGGUGACAAGGCUGCUCCAAUCUACAAGUUUCUGAAAUCAAGCAAAGGCGGGCUUUUUGGGAGCGGCAUCAAGUGGAACUUCUCCAAGUUCUUGGUUGACAAAGAUGGAAAUGUCGUGGACCGGUACGCUCCAACCACUUCUCCUCUCAGCAUCGAGAAGGACCUGAAGAAACUGUUGGGAGUUACUGCUUAGGAACAACGAAGAGGGCAUUACUCAUUUGUAGUCAAAAUAAAAAGCUCAUAGUAUUUUGUAUACAGUGGCGGAGGAUUAUAUUUUACCUGGGUCAGAAUUUAUUUAAAAUAAUUAAGUAAUAUAUUUAAAUAAAAUAUGCAUAAAUUUAUAUGAA